AUGUCUCAACCUCGAAUUUCAAAUGAACAAAAUCCUCCUCGUCGUAGUGACUUCAAAGGAUUGAUGGAAAACUUGGAAGAGAAUUAUAACAAGUUGAAUCUGGAAAAUCAAAAAUUAAACAAAAAAAUUUCUAGCUUAGACGAAGAAAUAGUCCAGUACAAAGAGAAAAUUGGAACUUUGGAGACAGAAAACUUUACAUAUAAAAAUGAGUUGGUCAGAUACCAACAUGAAAUUGAGCCAAAGUACAAUAAAAAAAUUAAAAAUAUGGAAAUACAAUAUAACAAUAAUAUGGCUAAAUACAAACAAGAAGUUGAGGCAUUUUACAAUAAUAUAAUUGCAGGUUUGAAGGCAGAAGCAGAAAAUUCCAACAGAGUUUUGAUUGAAGCUAUAGAGAGAUUAAACAGAAGAUUAGAAAAUCCAAAUUUAUUUAAUCAGCCUAUUUUAGGUGAUGGUCUGUCGAAUAAUUAUUCAAGUGAGGAGGACACAGUUCAACUUUCAACUGAUAUAAAUUCUUUACAGUGUAAAAUUAAGGACUAUGUUACUACUUUAAAAGGUGAUAUAAAAAUUGAUAAUGAUAAAAUUCAAGGAUUAUAUGGAAAAUAUAAUUUAGAUACUCAAAAUCUAACAGAUAAAAUUUUGAUGAAAGCAGUUUUACAACGUUAUGUUUUAGAAAAUGGUUUUAAAUUUGUAAAUGAUUAUCUUGAAAUUAAAGAUGAUGAUGAUCCCAAUAGAUAUCGUUAUAUCAAAGAUGAUGAUAAAAGAAAAACUGCAGAAAAUAUAGCAGAAAAUUUUAUCAAAGAUAUUGUUAGAAUAUUUAAAUUUCGUUUGUUAAUUCAAGAACCAAAAUGUGAAGUACACUGGUUAAAAAAUAAUGCAAAAAUAGUUAUGAACCAUCAAUGGGAUGGUGAUUAUCCAGAUGAUUAUAUCAUGGGUAUUUGUUAUUUUCCCUUAACUGGGAUAGAAUCAGAUGAAGUUUAUGUUCAACCAAACAGUUAUCCACCACCACUUCCUCCAAAACCUUUAAUUGUAAACUCACCAAGAAAUCCAAUUGAGAAACCAUCACCUGUACCACAAAUUCCCAGUUCCGAUGAUUUAAGAAACAAAAAAAUAGUUGAUUAUACCAGAGGAGCCCGACCUU
This is a messenger RNA of Entrophospora candida, 1138 nucleotides long. Lineage: Eukaryota; Fungi; Glomeromycota; Glomeromycetes; Entrophosporales; Entrophosporaceae. The record is from the annotation of a GenBank genome assembly.